AUGACAAUCCCAAAACUCAACAUCAACCCACCCCUCAUCAACACCCCCUGCCCCGCGGCCACCACCCUCGAGGACCUCCUCCCCCUCUGGAACUGCCCAUCCACCGGCGCCAUCACCACCCGCACCUCACUCAUCUCCGGCUUCCCGCACGAUGACUCCAAAAACCUCUACGUCUUCUACGACUCCUCUUCGCACGCCGUCUCCUCAUCCACCAACCCUUCCCAUUCCCAGACCACUCCAACCCAAAACGCCACCCUCAACUCCCUCGGCUACAGUCCUUUACCUCUACAAACCUACCUCGAGUUCAUAAAGACCAUCGCCACUUCCCAUCCUCCUCCCCCCGGCGGCCGUAGCAAAACAAUCAUCAUCUCCGUAACCGGCUCCUCUUCCGACGUAGCCCAAUGCUACAUCCAGAUCGCCCGUCUCCAGUCAGAACUCCUUGUCAUUUCUCGGAAAGAGCAGCAGAAAGUCCCGCUGCUGUUGGCAAUGGAAAUCAACCUCUCCUGCCCUAACAUCCCGCACCACCCUCCGCCCGCCUACUCCCGCGAGGCAUUGACUCAAUACCUCGACCAACUCGCCGACGCUAUCAAAGCCGCCAAGGCUGAAGGUUCACCGAGGAUUCCCGUGGGACUGAAGACGCCGCCGUAUACGUACGAGACGCAGUUCCUGGGGUUGAUGGAGGCUUUGGAGGAGGCUUCGGCGGUGAGGAGGGAGAAGAAGGGAGAAGCAGCACUUGAGGAGGAGGAGGAGCUGGAAUGUCCAAUUAGUUUCAUCACCGCUACCAACACCCUCGGUUCCUGUCUUGCCUUCACAGAAGACGAUGGAGAAGGAGCGGCGUUGCCAAGUGAGUUGGGCACGGGCGGACUAGCAGGGGCGCCGUUGCAUCCGUUGGCGCUGGGGAAUGUGAAGACUCUCAGAAAAAUGUUGGAUCAGAGACAAGAAAAGCUGGGGCAUCGGGUGCAGGUUAUUGGCGUCGGAGGGGUGCUGGAUGCGGCAGGGUAUAGGAGGAUGAGGAAGGCGGGCGCGGACGUGGUCGGUUUAGCGAGCGGGUUGUUGUUAAAGGGGACGGAGGUUUUUGGGGAGAUUGAGAGGGGGUUGGGGAGGGAGGGGUGGUGA
Messenger RNA from Neurospora tetraspora, 1116 nucleotides. RefSeq lists its product as uncharacterized. Gene Ontology annotation, cellular component: cytoplasm. The record is from RefSeq and is a predicted model, not a curated record. The transcript has 2 exons. Lineage: Eukaryota; Fungi; Ascomycota; Sordariomycetes; Sordariales; Sordariaceae. Gene Ontology annotation, biological process: pyrimidine nucleotide biosynthetic process; 'de novo' pyrimidine nucleobase biosynthetic process. Bases 1 to 1116 code for a protein of 371 amino acids. Gene Ontology annotation, molecular function: dihydroorotate dehydrogenase activity.